GACGUCGUACGCAAUAGCUCGUGUAGUCACCGCAGGGAAAAAUACUACUGAAGAUUUUCUGUAUUCCUAGUUUCGCCACCACAGUCGGCUCCGAAUUAUAAUCUGGCAUUUAUUUUAAGGCGUUACCUCAAAAAUAAUUAGCUUCAUACUUAAUACAGAGACGGUUGCUUUGAAGUUAUGAUGCAGUUUGAAUAUUGUUUUAAUAUUACGGAUUUUUUAAGAUAGGCUUGCUAGGGCUGCCAUUCACAGGCGCUAAGAUGUCAACGAUUUGGAGUCCACGAAUCCGUCACCUUGACCAAAGUAUUUAAGGUAUUCCUUGCACUUGACCCCUAUUCAGCAAUAGACAAUUACUUUCAAUCCAUCUAUCUUCCUUGCUGUUAAUUUCCUAGUCAAAACAGCUAAACAAAUACUUGAGAUCAGUGACCUUAUUACCGGCUUUUCUCCCCAUUCCUAAUUUUAACCUCCACUCCGCUUUUUCAAUACUUAAUUAUUCCCAGCCCUGAACCUGACACCGACACCCUCUUAUAAACCUGUCCCCACCCCAUCCCCUUAACCCGGGUCCCAUCAGACCUGCAGCAUUGCCAUGCUGAGCUGUGUGCUGCGUAGGAGCAUGUCUCACAGACUGAGUGUGUUUCUGGUGGUCUUCGGCCUGGCCUGGUGUCUGCUGCUGCUUCACUACACCAUCACACAACCACGGCGCCAGAGCAGCGCCGAGCUCCGCCAACAGAUCCUCGAGCUCAGCCAUCGCUAUGUCAAAGUCCUUAGCGAGGAGAACCAGAACCCUUCAGGGCCCCAUGGCACCUCCAUGGCAGGUUAUGCUGACUUGAAGAAGACAAUUGCUGUGCUGUUAGAUGAUAUUCUCAACCGUUUGGUGAAGUUGGAAGGGAAAGUGGAAGUUGCUGUGAAUGCCUCCAUACAGAACAUCUCCCAUCCUGCUGCUGGUGCUGGCACUCUUCUUGCUGCCAGAGUCACCGUUUCCAGGUCCACCAAACAAAAUAUGUCUGCUCAACGACUAGACAGACUUAGUAACCCUCUGCACUUCCUGCCACAAUCACCUAAAAGAUCACAUAAGCCACACUCUUUAAAAUAGCAAACUGUGGUCAUGGACAUCAUCUGCGCCACUACAGCAAAGACUGAGAGAUAAAUAUAUAUAUAUAUAUAUA
Messenger RNA from Sinocyclocheilus grahami, 1163 nucleotides. RefSeq names its product coiled-coil domain-containing protein 126-like. The coding region runs from base 584 to 1090 and encodes 168 amino acids. The transcript has 3 exons. Gene Ontology annotation, cellular component: membrane. The record is from RefSeq and is a predicted model, not a curated record. Lineage: Eukaryota; Metazoa; Chordata; Actinopteri; Cypriniformes; Cyprinidae.